GGCUUAGAUUAUUUGCACAUACGGUCACACAAUAAAAAUAAACAUUCAUAUUUGUUGAACUUUACAAUGAUAAAAAAUGGAACCGGACUGACUUACAAUAGGGAACAUCAGGCAAUGAUAUACGGCCAAUUGGAUUACCUGUAAACUUGUUUCAUUAAUUUAAACAUAUAUUGGUCAUCAUCAGUGUCCUAAUCAUUUUAAAAAUGGGAGGAACAAACAGGUAAUCAAAAACUUCAAAGCAAGUUACAAUGUGCCUUAAAAGUUCAGGCCUCUGUAAAUUUUCAUCUACCAGCUGACUGACUGACUUUCACUGCAACAAAAAUAUAUAUGAUCACAACUGUGAUUAUAACACCAACUUUCUUCAAACCAAAUACCAAUCUAAAUUAUAAGCUAUUAGAAGGGAUUUAGGUCAAGGAGGGGGGCGUCAUCAAAAAAAGCAAAUACAUUAUACAUGACAUGAAGUCCCCUCCUUCAUCUUCUGCUUCCUCUGCUGCUGUUGCUGCUUCCAGCUUCCUGUUGAGAAAGGCCAGAUUCUCUCCUAUUCUUUUAACCUUUGUAGCCUUCAUUAUCUUUGUCACCAUCCUCUACAGCGAAGAUUUCCGUUGCCUCUUCGGACAGUUUGAUCCCCAACAACCUAAAAACUACUACUCAUCUCAUAAUACAGUACUCUCAAGCACCAAGAAGAAUGGAGAAAAGUUGCCGUUUGCAAUCGGAGAAACCAAGGAAGGAUGUGAUGUGUUCAGUGGGAAAUGGGUUCGGGACGAGGUGAACCGGCCGUUGUAUGAGGAAUCGGAAUGUCCGUACAUACAACCACAGCUGACAUGUCAAGAUCGAGGCCGCCCUGAUAAGGAUUAUCAACACUGGAGAUGGCAACCUCAUGGCUGUUCUCUUCCCAGUUUCAAUGCGACAUUGAUGCUGGAAACGCUUAGAGGAAAGAGGAUGAUGUUCGUGGGGGACUCCCUAAACAGGGGCCAGUUCACAUCCAUGGUUUGCCUGCUUCAGAAAGAAAUCCCUGAACAUGCCAAAUCCAUGAAGACUAAAGGUUCCCUCACCGUUUUCACAGCAAAGAAUUACAAUGCAACAAUUGAAUUCUACUGGGCACCAUUCCUUCUGGAAUCAAAUUCAGACGAUGCAAUUGUUCACAGGAUAUCCGACAGAGUCGUUCGGAAAGGUUCCAUCAUCAAACACGGAAAACAUUGGAAAGGAAUAGACAUCAUGGUUUUCAACACCUACGUUUGGUGGAUGACCGGCAAAACCUUCAACAUUCUGCAAGGAUCGUUUGAUGAUGAAGUGAAAGACAUUGUAGAAGCAUCCACAGCGGAUGCUUAUCGAAUGGGAAUCAAAACGAUGCUUAGAUGGACUAAAAGGAAUAUGGAUCCCAAGAAAACCAGAACUUUCUUCACCAGCAUGUCACCUUCUCAUAGCAAGAGUAUAGAUUGGGGAGGUGAACCAGGGGGAAAUUGCUACAAUGAAACCAAGAUGAUAGAGGAUCCACAUUACUGGGGAUCGGAUACCAGAAAAAGCAUAAUGCAAGUUCUGGGAGAAGAGUUCAGAAAAACCAAGGUGCCAAUCAUACUACUCAACAUUACGCAGCUUUCAAGUUAUAGAAAAGAUGCACAUACUUCCAUUUACAAGAAACAAUGGAGCCCUUUGACUCCUGAGCAGUUAGCAAAUCCUGUCAGCUAUGCAGAUUGUACCCAUUGGUGUUUGCCAGGCCUACAAGAUACCUGGAACGAGCUCUUGUUUGCUAAACUUUUCUACCCUUAGCUCUUGAUUAAUUUUUUUUCCCCUCAAAUGGGCUUUGUUAGCUUGUGGUGAUCAAAAUCAAAUAUGAAAUGAUCGAUGACGAAUUAGCAUCUCCCACAUUUGACUUGGGGUUUCGGCUGCUGAUGAAGAUCAGUGUGGAUGAUCAUAAUUGACCUUUUUCAUUGUUGUCAGUAUGGAGAAAGAUCAAAUUUCUUCUUCUUUUUUUAUUUUUCAUUCUUUUGAUCAACGCAUUUUUUAAAGUUGAAUUUUGGGGUCAAGCUUUUGAAACUUUCUUCUUGGGAUUAGGUGAAAUGGGAUAUUUUUGCUACUAAAAUGGACUGUUUCGAUAUUGUUCAGGCAGAAAGGUUUUCUAUUUUGGGCUAUGUUGGUUCACUUUGAGUUGUGAUAGAUUAGGGCCUGUAUCGGCAGUCUUUUAGAUCCAAAAAAGUCUUGGAAUUUCAUUUUGAGCCCCGAAAACAAUUUCUGUCAAUACUCAAUCGCUGAAAAGCAUUCUUUUGAGUCAAAACUGUGUGUCAGACGAACAUAUGAAGUCGCCGCAAAAUUUGGCUUUGUCAUGCAUGUCCAUUGAAUACUUGGUUAAUACUCUCACCUCAAGAAAACAGUCGAUAAAUUAACAUGCGAUACAACUGUAAACUGUCUCAC
Messenger RNA from Oldenlandia corymbosa var. corymbosa, 2409 nucleotides. The record is from the annotation of a GenBank genome assembly. Lineage: Eukaryota; Viridiplantae; Streptophyta; Magnoliopsida; Gentianales; Rubiaceae.